UGGGCUCGAUCCAGUAAUCUCAGGCCCAAAAUGUACAGGCUGGGAAACACCUCGUUUCGCAUUCAAAAUCACUUUCUUAAAACUUAUCACACCGCCCAUCGCCGCCACUAUUGCCGACGGCGACCUAGGGUAUCGACAACACCGGCGACAUUUUCCAAAAAUGGAGGAAAAAGGCGGCACACUGACAAAUUCUAAAACAAUACAAGAACUAGCAGUAGAAGGACAAAAGCAUUUAGAAGACACAAUAGAAGCAGCACAUCCAAUUCUCUCCGCCAUGAACGACGAGCUCUGCAACCCUACACUCUGGUCAACUACUCCAAAUAUGGCCGCUACUACUUCUGCUAACGCUGUUAUGAGUAACGGACAGCAGCAGCAGCAUUCUAACGGCGCCGGCGACGUUUCGUCGGAUAAUUCUUCGUCUUCUUUGGCAUCGGCUCAACAUCACUUGGAUAUUGGGGGCGGUGCCCUUGAUGAGUCUCGUCUCCGUUAUAAGUCGUCAAUUGCUUGCUUGCGUUCUGUUCUUACGGCUAUUUCUAAUGCUCAGAAGGCAAAAGCAUUGGAAGCUGCUUCUGCUAGUGGUUCACUAUCUGCUGCAGAUCAAGCUGAAAUUGAGCAGCUGGAGGAACACGCCUCUACGUUAAAAAAGGAACUUGUAGACAAGAACAAGCAUCUCAAGCUUCUGAUUGAUCAGCUUCGAGACCUUCUUUCUGACCUAUCAAUAUGGCAAAGUCCCUGUUCUACAUGACUCUGAUGCUAUAACUUCAAGCAGAUAAUUAAACAAGAGAGAUGUUGGAUGUCAAAGGAACCGCGUUCAACCCUAAGAAACUGUUAUUUGUUGUACAGAGAUUACUGCUACAUCCAAAUACUUGGUUAUUGCCAAACACCUGUAAUUCUAUGCAACUUAAUGCUGCUCGUGGUGCUACUAUUCUCUCUGUUUAGAUGCUUGGGCUGAGAUGUGUAAGCAUAUACCUCAGGGAAGAGGGAAAGGAACAACAGGCAAAGGAGAAUGAUUUUGAUCUCACUUGUUAUUUGCUGAUUUAUUUUCUUGUACACUAUAAUUUUCCCGUAGCAGCUAGUUGUGCCUUGCUUUGCUCUGGUAAUGAGUCUGGCAUAGCAAAAAUAGAGCUUUGGCAAACAAGCGUGCUACUGAUCUUUCUGGUUUUAAUUGUAAAAUGAUUUCUGAUCUUGAUUAUCGGAACCAGGUGCUACUCAAAUAAACUUAUUCAAUCAUUAAUAUGUA
This is a messenger RNA of Nicotiana attenuata, 1240 nucleotides long. Its product is annotated as mediator of RNA polymerase II transcription subunit 30-like. The transcript is spliced from 3 exons. The record is from RefSeq and is a predicted model, not a curated record. Gene Ontology annotation, cellular component: mediator complex. Bases 161 to 745 code for a protein of 194 amino acids. NCBI's taxonomy places the organism in Eukaryota, Viridiplantae, Streptophyta, Magnoliopsida, Solanales, Solanaceae.